Lontra canadensis (Northern American river otter) is the source of this 2058-nucleotide messenger RNA. RefSeq names its product coiled-coil domain-containing protein 22-like. Gene Ontology annotation, biological process: positive regulation of ubiquitin-dependent protein catabolic process. Gene Ontology annotation, molecular function: cullin family protein binding. NCBI's taxonomy places the organism in Eukaryota, Metazoa, Chordata, Mammalia, Carnivora, Mustelidae. The record is from RefSeq and is a predicted model, not a curated record.
AUGGAGGAGGCAGACCGAAUCCUCAUCCAUUCCCUGCGCCAGGCCAGCACAGCAGUUCCUCCAGAUGUACAGACCCUGCGAGCCUUCACUACUGAGUUGGCUGUAGAAGCCGUAGUCCGCUGCCUGCGUGUAAUCGACCCUGCCAUGGGCUCUUGCCUCAGCCCCCUGCUGCCUCUGGCCAUGUCCGACCGCUUCCGCCUGGCCAUGAGCCUGGCUCAGGCCUGCAAGGACCUGGGCUAUUCCUUGGAGCUUGGCUAUCAGAACUUCCUCUAUCCCAGUGAGCCUGAUCUCCGGGAACUGCUUUUCUUCUUGGCUGAGCGUCUGGCCUCUGAUGCCUCUGAGGAUGCAGAUCAGCCUGCUAGUGACUCAGCUAUUCUUCUCCAGGCCAUUGGGCAAAUCCGGGACCAGCUGGCUCUGCCCUGGGUCCCACCCCUCCUUCGCACUCCCAAGCUACAUCAAGUCCAGGGUUCAGCCUCCCAGAAGCCUUUCCACACCACCAGGCUGGUCAUGCCUGAGUUGAGUUCCAGCGGGGAGCCCUGGGAGUUCCAGGCGAGUCCUCUGGUGCUACCAGCCCCCACCCAGGUGCCCCAGCCUGUUGGGAGGGUGGCCUCACUCCUCGAAUGCCAUGCCAUCCAGCUUUGCCAGCACAGGGGCGGAAGCCACCCUGGGGAUGAGGACUGGGUCCACCGGGCAAGCUGCCAUCCCACCCAGGAAGAUACAUGGGCUCAGAGGCAAUGGCUACAGAAGCACCUGGCUGAGCAUCUCUGCCAGACCUGGGGCCAACUAGGGGCUCCCCCACAAACCGGAGACCUGGGAGAGCUGCUGCAGGCCUGGGGUGCUGGGGCCAGGGCUGGUGCUACCAAGGCUUCCAACUUCACACACUCAGAGAAGUUCACCUUUCAUCUGGAGCCUGAGAUACAGACAGCCCAGGUGUCUGAUGUGCCUGCCACCUCCCAGUGGCCUGAACAGGACACAAAGGCAGCUCAAGAGCAGGAGCUGGAGUUUCUCAGGGAGCAGCUAGAGGGAGUGAACCGCAGCAUUGAAGAGGUUCAAGCCAACGUGAAAACCCUGGGAAUCAGCUUCAUGCAGGUGGAAACCAAGAGUCACCAGAAUGAACUCAGCACCGCGGAGUGUGAGCAGGGCCUGCAUUUGAAGAGCCGGGCAGUGGAGCUGCUGCCUGGCGGGGCUGCCAACCUUGCCAAGCUGCAGCUCAUGGUGGAGAGUACUAUCCAGCGGGUCUUCCACUUGGCGGGUCAGUGGGAAAAGCACUGGGUCCCUCUCCUGGCUGAGUACCGCCACCUCCGAAAGCUCCAGGAUUGCAGAGAGUUGGAAUCUUCUCGACGGCUGGCAGAGAUCCAGGAGCUGCACCAGAGUGUUCGAGCAGCUGCCAGAGAGGCCCAAAGGAAGGAGGAAGUCUGUAAGCAGCUGGUGUCAGAACUGGAGACCCUGCCUAGAGACGUGUCCUGUCUUGCCUAUACCCAGAGCAUCCUGGAGAUUGUGGGCAACAUCCGGAAGCAGAAGGAAGAGAUCACUAAGAUCUUAUCAGACACAAAGGAGCUUCAGAAGGAAAUCAACUCCCUGUCUGGGAAGCUGGAUCGGACAUUUACAGUGACCGAUGAGCUUGUGUUCAAGGAUGCCAAGAAGGAUGAUGCCGUUCAGAAGGCAUACAAGUAUCUAGCUGCCUUGCAUGAGAACUGCAGCCAGCUCAUCCAGACCGCUGAGGAUACAGGCACAAUCAUGUGGGAGCGAGAUCUUGAAGAGCAGAUAGAGACAGAGAUGGGGAAGAAGACCCUCAGCAACCUGGAGAAGAUCUGGAAGGACUACCGAGCCCUUCGCCAGGAGAAUGCUGGCCUUUUGGGGAGGAUCCCAGAGGUCUGAGGAGGCCCCCACACCACUCUGCUCCUGUCCUUGGUCAGGGAGUUGGGACACUGGGGGCUAUGGCCAAGUGCAUGCCCCAGCUGUUCCCUCUUAUUGGCUGCACAGCUCCUCCUAUAGCCUUGGCCCCAGACCCCAGCCCACCUGACCCCAACCCUUAUCUUGGGUGAUUGUCCAGAUUGU